AUGGUGUAAUUAAUAGCAGUCAGUUAGUGUUGGAGUAGGGGCUUAUGUUGUUGAUGAUGAUGAACGCGGUUACUCAAGACAUGGCAUUUCAGAAGACCAUUUGAGAAGACUGGUGGAGAAACUACACAUUGAUUGAAUACAUCUUGAAAAUGACACGCACACUGCCACAGCUGUUCAGAGAUUACUUGGACAAGCGCCAGAUUAACCGGAACCGUCUGGUGACAAAAGAUGGUCACUGCAACAUUGAAUAUGGCAAUGUGAAGUACAGCAGUCGCUUGGCCUAUUUGCUAGACAUAUGGACAACCACCCUGGAGCUCCGUUGGACUAUAGUGUUCAUCUUGUUCGGAGCUGCCUUCCUUCUCAGCUUCUUCCUUUUUGCACUUAUCUGGUACUGGAUUGCUCGCAGUAAUGGAGACUUGUGGUGGCAGAAUCCUUCACCUGACCACAACCCUUGUGUAAUGAAUGUCUAUGGCUUGACCACUGCUUUCCUCUACUCCAUAACAACGCAGAUGACCAUUGGCUACACUGCAAGGGUCAUUACCCCAUAUUGCCCGGGUGCACUCGUCGUUCUCAAUAUCCAGACUCUCAUUGGUACACUCGUAAAAUGCUAUUGGUGUGGCGUGGUUAUCGCCAAAAUGGCCUCACCUAAGAAAAGAGCAAAGACAAUCAACUUCAGUGAAAAGGCUGUCAUCAGCCCUAGAAAUGGUGCCCUGUGUUUGCAGAUACGAGUGGCCAACCUACGUAAAACUAUACUGGUUGGGAGCCAGAUUUAUGGUAAGAUGUUUAGAACAACAGUCACACCUGACGGCGAGACCAUCAUCAUGGACCAGAUCACUGUCGAUUUCAUGGUGGAUGCUGGGAAGGACAACCUGUUCUUCGUCUGUCCUUUGACCCUGUAUCAUGUGAUUGACAGGACAAGUCCAUUUUUUGAGAUGGCAGCAGACACUCUGCACCAGCAGCAGUUUGAGCUGGUGGUGUUUCUGGAUGGCACAGAUGAGACCACUAACUUCUCCUGCCAGGCCAGGACUUCCUAUAUCCCUAGAGAGAUCAUGUGGGGUUAUGAAUUUUUCCCCAUUAUUUCCCGUAGCAAAGAAGGCACAUACUGCGUGGAUUUCUCUAUGCUCGCCAGACUGGUACCCACACCGACUCCACACUGUAUCUUCUGCUUCAGUAAUGAGAGAGCUCACCAUUAUGACCCCAGAGGUGGCACUGACAAUCUGGACUUUGAAGCCUGUAACACUACUAACCAGGACAACAUUGAUAGGAAGUCUCUGACCCAGAAGAAAAUGAGGCUGCUCAAACCUAAGAUCCCCAGUUUGCUGAACAGUUUAUGA
Messenger RNA from Electrophorus electricus (electric eel), 1334 nucleotides. The record is from RefSeq and is a predicted model, not a curated record. Lineage: Eukaryota; Metazoa; Chordata; Actinopteri; Gymnotiformes; Gymnotidae.